Molecule: messenger RNA, 1573 nt
Organism: Pecten maximus
Lineage: Eukaryota; Metazoa; Mollusca; Bivalvia; Pectinida; Pectinidae
Product: probable peptidylglycine alpha-hydroxylating monooxygenase 1
Exons: 13
Coding region: 85-1230 (381 amino acids)
Biological process (GO): peptide metabolic process
Cellular component (GO): membrane; extracellular region
Molecular function (GO): peptidylglycine monooxygenase activity; copper ion binding
Source: RefSeq, a predicted model, not a curated record
AGAUUAAAGCUAUCAUACUUGGUAGUAUUGACUGAUAAAAGUUCGUGUGAGUUGCAUGUUCCGGUCAUACUUUACUGGAGUGUCAUGGAGUUUACCUGUAAUUCCGAUCGACAGAGAUCUCAAACAAUGAAGGCCAUUUUGGCUUUCCUCGUCGCGGUGGUCUGUUGUACAAAUGCCUCGCCACACAAGCGAACGCUGAAGACAGAGAAUGUUGACCUUCUCAUGCCAACCGUUCAACCUAAGGUGAAAGAUACCUAUCUCUGUUAUGGAAUGAAAAUGAACGCAACUCCGACGUACAUAGUUGGAUUCCGCCCUCAUGCCAACAAAGACAUUGCCCACCACAUUCUUCUCUACGGAUGCAAAGAGCCAGGCGUCAGGGGUGAUAACGCCAUCUGGAACUGUGGCGAGAUGGCCCACACCACUUCCUCCUACUCAACGGCCGGGGUCUGUGGCAAAGGUCAACAGAUUGUUUACGCUUGGGCAAUGGACGCCCCGGCCCUCAAACUCCCUGAAGGUGUUGGCUUCAAAGUUGGUGGCAAUACAGACAUUGACUACCUCGUCCUACAGGUCCACUACAAAGAUGUCUCCCCAUUUUUAGCUGGAGAAACUGACAGUUCCGGAAUUACCAUGGAAACAACACAACAACCAAUGCCGAAGAGAGCUGGCGUGUAUCUUCUCGCGACUGGCGGAAGAAUCCCAUCUCAUUACACAGAGUUCCUGGAGAGUGCCUGUCCAUUACACACGGACCUCGUUUUACAUCCGUUCGCAUUUAGAACUCACACACACACACUCGGGAAAGUCGUGUCCGGGUACAGAGUCCGGGACGGUAAAUGGGAGGAAAUUGGCCGAAAGAGUCCUCAAGAACCCCAGAUGUUUUACGACGUGACAAACCCCAAAAUGGAAAUAAGAGACAAUGAUAUUUUGGCUGCCCGUUGUACGAUGGAGAACAACCUGGACAGAGAUGUAUCUAUCGGUGCUACACAGAACGAUGAGAUGUGUAACUUCUAUAUGAUGUACUACGUCGACGGCGACAGAAUCGCCGACCAGAACUCAUGUUUUACCUCGGGCGCCCCCUACUACACCUGGAAACGCUCACAAUACGCUAGGAAGAUGGGCGUGGACAAUGCACCGGAUACAGGUCAGUCUGGUACCAGGGGAGACAACUCCAAAGAGGAAGGGCCAUAUAAGCAACAUCGGGCGUGCGGAGAACAUGUUGGAAAAAGUGCAUGAACCACGUGACAACGCAGUCAACCGUAAUGAUUUCGCGCGCCUACUUCAAGCUCUGAACACUGCAUACGAUUCUGACUAUAAGUUGUACGACAAUGUGUUUUAAAAUUACCCUUGUUUCCGUCUCAAUUUGUUUGUUGUUGUCUUUCUUGUUUACAUCAUUGAAAUCUGUUUGAUUUGUUGUUAUUUUUGUUUAUUCUAAGAUGAAAAAAAGUUUUUAUGAUUGUACAUAUAUGUAUAUAUUAAAACAUUGUAUAAAAUAUGUCCUAAUAUUUAUAUAUAUAUUUUUCAGAAGAUUUGAUCUUUGUCAUGUUAUGAUUGGUGCAAUGAAGGAGCAUUUCCUAAA